Messenger RNA from Paecilomyces variotii, 2478 nucleotides. Its product is annotated as putative glutamine dependent NAD+ synthetase. Gene Ontology annotation, cellular component: cytoplasm. Gene Ontology annotation, biological process: NAD+ biosynthetic process. The record is from RefSeq and is a predicted model, not a curated record. Lineage: Eukaryota; Fungi; Ascomycota; Eurotiomycetes; Eurotiales; Thermoascaceae. The transcript is spliced from 13 exons. Gene Ontology annotation, molecular function: glutaminase activity; NAD+ synthase (glutamine-hydrolyzing) activity; ATP binding. The coding region runs from base 197 to 2338 and encodes 713 amino acids.
CCGAAGCCCUCUGCUGCUUGGAUAAACCGCGGACGUUCCUUUGCUCUCGACGGGCGGACCAGGCAAUUGCAUAGAUCUCUGUAGCCAAGAUACUCUUCUUUCUUUGCUGAGAGAAGGAAUGGUCUACAGUUUCCUCUCUGUCUAGCUCACUAUCAGAAAUCUUCAAUCGACCAAUCGCUGAGCAUCUGCUAUCAAUAUGCCAAAUCUUGUGACGGUUGCGACGUGCAACUUGAACCAGUGGGCUCUGGACUUUGAAGGAAAUACAUCUCGUAUCAUCGAGAGUAUCAAGAAGGCAAAAGCAGCCGGCGCAAAGUUGAGAGUUGGCCCCGAGCUGGAGAUUUGUGGAUAUGGAUGUCUUGACCACCUUUUGGAGCAGGAUCUCUACCUGCACUGUUGGGAGAUGCUCGAGAGGAUUCUCAGUGACAAAGAUUGUUCUGGAAUGAUACUAGACAUAGGUAUGCCGGUGCAGCAUAAGAAUCUUCGCUACAACUGUCGAGUGAUAUGUCUGGAUUCGAAGAUCCUCUUGAUACGGCCCAAGAUGUCUCUGGCUAAUGAUGGAAAUUACCGCGAGAUGAGGCACUUCACACCCUGGAUGCGUCCUAGGCAGUAUGAGCAAUACCUCUUGCCCCGUAAGAUUCAGUUACUACAGGGUGCAACUCACGUCACUUUUGGAGACGCUGUAAUCAGCACUCUCGAUACCUGCAUUGGAGCAGAGACUUGUGAAGAGCUAUGGACUCCGGACCCGCCGCACAACCAUAUGUCAUUGGAUGGAGUUGAGAUCAUCACGAAUAGCAGUGGCUCCCACUUCACGCUUCGGAAGUUGGAUACUCGGCUGGGGCUCAUAAUGGAAGCUACCAAGAAGAACGGUGGAGUCUACCUGUAUGCGAACCAACAAGGAGUGGACGGCGAGCGGUUGUACUAUGAUGGCUGCGCAAUGAUCGUCGUGAACGGCAAGGUCUUAGCGCAAGCAUCUCAAUUCUCUCUUUCCGAUGUCGAGGUCGUUACGGCUACUGUCGAUCUGGAUGAAGUCAGAGCUUAUCGCUUUGCACCUUCUCGUGGACUUCAAGCCGCCGUCACCCCGGCGUAUAAGAGAGUGGAGACCGCGUUUUAUCUCACAUCAGAUGAUGAAGACCUUGGCAAGAUCCCCAGUCCUGAGCUUGAAAUCAGAUACCAUACACCUGAAGAGGAGAUCGCUCUAUGCACCGGUUGUUACCUAUGGGAUUACUUAAGACGGUCAGGGGUCUCUGGGUACCUUGUUCCGUUAUCGGGAGGUAUCGAUUCAUGUGCCACAGCGACUAUGGUCUUCUCAAUGUGUCGUCUUGUCAUUGAAGCCUGCGAAGCAGGCAAUGAGCAGGUGAUCGCAGACGUACGACGUCUAGCGAGAUACACUGAUAGUAUUCCAAAAACACCCCAGGAACUUUGCAACCAACUGUUCCACACUAUCUACAUGGGAAUGUCGAAACAAUCCUCGAAAGAGACACGACAACGGGCUAAAGAUCUCUCGGCUGCAAUUGGCUCUUACCAUGUCGACCUUGACAUCGAUGAGGUCUACAAUGCUCAGCGCAACCUCAUAGUCAACGCUUUAAACUUCGAACCCAAAUUCAAGGUAGAGGGUGGCUCUGUGACCGAGAAUCUCACCUUGCAGAAUAUUCAGGCCCGCUCCCGCAUGGUCACUGCCUACGAGUUCGCUCAAAUUCUGCCUCUUUCCCGUAAUCGACCUGGAGGUGGAUCCCUCCUUGUACUUGGAAGCGCCAACGUAGGAGAAUCCCUCCGUGGAUACUUGACGAAAUACGAUUGCUCCAGUGCGGAUAUCAACCCCAUUGGUAGCAUUGACAAGCAAGAUCUCAGACGCUUCAUCGCCUGGGCACAAAAGAACUUCGACCUGCCCUGCCUUGAGGAGUUCCUGGAUGCUGUUCCCACAGCGGAACUCGAGCCUGUUACCGAAACAUACGUGCAAAGCGACGAAGUGGACAUGGGCAUGACGUACGAUGAAUUGACCGUAUUUGGCCGACUCAGAAAGGUUCAUAAGCUAGGUCCAUUUGGAAUGUUCCAGCGCCUCGUUCAUGACUGGGGUGCCGAGCGCCCGCGAGUUUCUGGUGACAAUCUACCCGUGUAUACCCCAGCUCAGGUCGCAGAGAAGGUCAAGCGCUUCUUCCACUACUAUGCAAUUAAUAGACAUAAGAUGACGACGUUGACGCCUUCCCUGCAUUGCAACGACUACUCACCGGAUGAUAACCGCUACGACCUGAGACCCUUCCUUUAUCCAAGUUACUGGAGCAGCUGGGCAUUCAAGAGAAUCAACGAGCAACUGGAAAAGCUCGAGGCGCUGAAAAAGUAGACAAGUCGCCCUGGAAUGCAUGUGAUGCAUAUAGACAGAUUAUAUAGACCUCGGGUUCAUUUAUUCCUGGACUGAAAUAUGUCGGAAUCCAGCAGAAAUGUCGCUCUUCCCAUAGCUUAGAAUAUUGUUUUCUGCACAAU